Messenger RNA from Pollicipes pollicipes, 1972 nucleotides. RefSeq names its product F-box only protein 21. NCBI's taxonomy places the organism in Eukaryota, Metazoa, Arthropoda, Thecostraca, Pollicipedomorpha, Pollicipedidae. Gene Ontology annotation, molecular function: DNA binding; protein binding. The coding region runs from base 86 to 1972 and encodes 628 amino acids. The record is from RefSeq and is a predicted model, not a curated record. The transcript is spliced from 11 exons.
UCAGCUGUGAGAAAUUGAAUGUGCUGAGUUUGAUAUCUGCUUUUUAUAUAUUUUAAACAUUGCAUGUGGUUGUUGAGCGUCGCUGAUGGAUGCGGCGGAGUUCUUGAAUGAGAAGAAGGUGACGCGUGUCGUCAGCGGAGGGAAAGAUGUUGAGACAUCCCUGCUUUCCCUGCCAACGGAAAUUUUGGAACAUAUCUUGUGUUUCCUGAGUGUAGAAGAUAUUGUUUCUGCAUCACAAGUAUGCAAGAGAUUUCAUGAUAUCCAUACUUCAGAGAGAGUGUGGAGGUUUGGAUUUGAGUCCAGGUACCCUCGCCUGAUGCAGCCCUCGUGCCGGCCUGCCCUGCUGCGUGUGUUCGAACAAUGCGGCCGCAGCUGGCGUCGCACUGCGAGGUUUCGCACCUCGGCUGGCCACCACCUGCGCGCGGCCCUAGCCAAGAUGGCCGACAGAUGCUACUCGGUCGACUGCCUGCCGGACCCCGCUAUGGAAGAGUUCCGCCAGCUGGUGCCCAUCCAUGGUACCCUGUUUAAUCGCGAUGCCCUUCUGGAGAUCAUCUACCCGCGUCAACACUGUCCGGAUGAUGACCUGUCUGUGCGCUACUAUGCGCGGAUGCUGUUCCGCGAGAUCCAGCGGGACGUCGUGCUGCUGCCCCUGUUCCGGGAGUACAUGCAGCGGCCAGUGCAACAUCUGAACGUUCCCGAAGCCUUCUAUCUGAUGAGCCUCUGGAUGAUUCCGGAGCAAACCAACAGUCUGCAGUCUGAGCUCCAGGCCUACUACAUCAAGAUCGCCAGCCUGGUUUUGGGCGAGGUGCGUCAGCGGCUCCCGGAGCACCCGGCCGCCGCCUGGGAUACGUGCAAGCAGAACCCGUUCGGACCCACGCUGUGGACAGACGACCAGACGCUGCAACUGCUGGACGUGCUGAACGUCGUGCUGUAUGACCAGCUCGCCCUGAUGGAGGACGAUGGACCGAAGGACGGACCGGCCGCCGAGCUGAGCACACUUCUCUUCGUGCGCCAUCGCCACUUUCGCCGUGCCGGUUCGAGGGUGCAGACUGUGAUGGCCACCGUCUACUGCUCUGUGGCUGGCAUGCUGGGUGUGAACCUCCACAACGUGCAGCUCCCGCACAGCUGGAUGAUCUGCUGGCACAAAACGGACGGUGAACAGUACCUGUUCAUCGACGUUGUGCGCCGCGGCUUGCAGCUGUCCAGGGAGCAGGCGCUGGAGGAGCUGAAUGCCCUCCAACCGGGAGUCGACCUCCAGAUGCUGGAACCUGUCCCCAGAGAGAGGUUGCUGAGGUACGUGAUCCAGUGCGCCACCCAGCCGGAUCCCUGCCGGCCAGGGACCGACUUUGACUUGGCCUCGGUCGAGACACUGGCCUGCUGGGCCCGCAGCGACUGCCGCCUGGACACGGCCGCGCUCGUCGACCUGAUGUCCGCCCUGGCUCGUACCAGACCCAUGUACACACGCCGCCUGCUGCAGCAAUUCAUCCAGGCUAAUGCAUCAUACCUGAUGGAAGACGACAGGCGUUGCUUGCAAGUACUCGUGAAGGACCUGAAGAGGAAGUACAAGCGAUUGUUGCUCUCCCUGGAGAAACAAGAGACCAAGGUCCAGGAGCUGGUGAGCCUCCGCGCGGCAGGCCAAGCAGUGGGCGACUAUCCGAGGCAGUUCGGCGUCGGUGACGUCGUCACGCGCGGCGACGGGCACCUGGCUGUGGUGUACGGCUGUUCACCACACUACGAGGUCUCACAGGACUGGAUGGAGGAGCGUCGCGUCAACUCCAGACUACAGCGUGGAGCCAACCAGCCCUUCUACAGACUACUGCUGGAGGUGGAUCAGUUCGGAUACGUGGCCGAGGAGGAGCUCCAGCUGGCCCCAGAUCCCAGCCUAUUGAUCACCAAGGAGUGGUCGCUUCUUCACCCGGUUCGACGGGGAGCGGUACCAGCCGAUCACUCCUCUGGCCAUUCGCUUCCCUGA